GAAAACCCCAUUUGGAGGUCUCGUGUUCGGCGUAUAAAAUCCGUCCCUCGAGUCUCUCUUUUCCUCGCUCUCUCCACAGAGACCCCCAAAAGCAAAAACCAAAUCCUUAACCCCACUGGUAUGGUAUGCAAAACUCUCACUUUCUAUAUUCCUUUCAUUCUCGGCAUUCAAUUUUAUUUGCCAAAAAUCACCCCUCAUGUAUAUUCUUGGUUUUGCUUCUGAUCAUUUUCAUUGCUCAAAUCCUACAAAUCUCUCCCAUUUCUACCUCCUCAUUUUUUGUCUCAGAAAAUAAUAUCAAUUUGUGGGUUUUAUUCGCUCCUCUAGCUUCAUAAGCCCUUCAUUUCUAUGUCUGCUUUGGAUUUGAUAUCUCAUCUCUUAUAUUAAUUGGAUGACAAAGCAUAGGGCCUGAAGGCAAGUUAUGGCAGAAGGCACGGAAGUUGAAGAGCGGGUGGAUCUUGAUGAGGAGAAUUACAUGGAAGAGAUGGACGAUGAUGCUGAAGAACAGAUAGACGAAGAUGUUGAAGAACAAUUAGAUGAUGAUGGAGUAGAUGGAGGUGAGUAUGAAAAUGUUGAAGAGAAUGUUGAGGAAGUACAUGAGGACUCUGUAAUUGAGCCUAGUGGGAAAGACCAAUCACCAGAAGCGGAUAGAAGCCACAUUGCCUCGGAAUCCAUUGAAGAUGAACAAAAGCCGGCUGCUUCUGUUGACAAUGAUGAGAAGGAGAAGCAUGCUGAACUUCUUGCCCUUCCUCCCCAUGGAUCUGAAGUUUUCAUUGGUGGACUUCCCCGUGAUGCCCAGGAAGAAGAUUUGAGGAAUCUUUGUGAGCCAAUAGGCGAAAUUAUUGAGGUAAGACUGAUGAAAGAUAAGGAAACUGGUGAUGCCAAGGGUUAUGCUUUCAUAGCAUUUAAAACAAAAGAGGUUGCACAAAAGGCCAUUGAAGAAAUACAUAACAAAGACUUCAAGGGUAAAAACUUAAGGUGUUCGUUGUCUGAAACUAAGCAUAGAUUAUUCAUUGGUAAUGUUCCUAAGAGCUUAACUGAGGAUGAGUUUAAAAAAUUCAUUGAGGAGGCUGGUCCUGGAGUUGAAAACAUUGAACUUAUAAGGGAUCCUCAAAAUCCAAGCCGAAAUCGUGGUUUUGCUUUUGUGUUAUAUUACAAUAAUGCUUGUGCCGAUUACUCAAGGCAGAAAAUGCUAAGCUCAAAUUUUAAGUUGGAUGGCAAUACCCCAACUGUCACCUGGGCUGAUCCGAAGAGUGCACCUGAUCAUUCAGCUGCUUCUCAGGUUAAGGCUCUUUAUGUCAAAAACAUUCCCGAGAACACUAGCACUGAAAAAAUGAAGGAACUAUUUCAGCGCCAUGGCGAGGUGACAAAAGUGGUCAUGCCACCUGGCAAAGCUGGUGGCAAACGGGACUUUGGUUUCAUCCAUUAUGCUGAAAGAUCAAGUGCGUUGAAGGCUGUUAAAGAUACAGAGAAAUAUGAAAUUGAUGGCCAGUUUUUGGAGGUUGUACUUGCUAAACCUCAGACCGAUAAAAAAUUUGAUGGUGCGUAUCCCUAUAAUGCUGCGCCUCAUCCGAACCAUCUUCCACAUUCUGGUUAUGGUGGUUUUGCCGGUAAUCAAUAUGGGUCAGUAGGGGCUGGAUAUGGUGUCGCCCCUGGCUUCCAGCAGCCAAUGAUAUAUGGUAGGGGUCCAAUGCCAGCAGGAAUGCACAUGGUUCCGAUGGUAUUACCGGAUGGUCGCAUCGGCUAUGUUCUUCAGCAGCCUGGCGUACAGAUACCUCCUCCUCGACCUCGUAGAAUUGAUCGGAACAAUCCUUCAAGUGGACCACCGGCUCGAGCAGGAGGUAGUGGCAGUGAUGAAGGCAAUCGUGGUAGGAGAUACCGACCCUAUUAGUGGUAGAGGACCUGCAAACCGUGUUGUUGUUUUGGGAAUGCAAACAUGUGUUAAAAUGAAACAAAAUAACAUCCCCAACCCUCUGUGGCAUAAAGAAAAAACCAAAGAAAAAGAACGUAGAAUUUAGAAGUGAAAUGUCCUACAAAUGUUGGAACCCAAGUCCUAUUAGGUGAUAAUUAACGGUAUGAGUAUUUAUCUCCAUCUUUUCUGCGUGUAAUAGGAUUUCUUUGCAUUUUUUGUUGAUACUUUUGCCGUCAGAGCUAUAGAGACAUGCUACCAUUAUGCAUC
This is a messenger RNA of Carya illinoinensis, 2176 nucleotides long. RefSeq names its product heterogeneous nuclear ribonucleoprotein Q. Lineage: Eukaryota; Viridiplantae; Streptophyta; Magnoliopsida; Fagales; Juglandaceae. The record is from RefSeq and is a predicted model, not a curated record. Bases 419 to 1888 code for a protein of 489 amino acids. The transcript has 9 exons. Gene Ontology annotation, molecular function: mRNA binding. Gene Ontology annotation, cellular component: nucleus.